Molecule: messenger RNA, 2377 nt
Organism: Paramecium sonneborni
Lineage: Eukaryota; Ciliophora; Oligohymenophorea; Peniculida; Parameciidae
Source: the annotation of a GenBank genome assembly
AUGAAUGAAACUUUUGAAUAAUGCCUAUCAAUGCAAUCAGGUAAAAACAAGCGUUAACGAAGUCCAUUAUAAGUCAAAUUUGUAACUUAACGUAGUUUCUAAGCUACUAAAUAAGCUAGUUCUCAAAAUUAAUAACAACAAUUACUUUUAGAUUAUUCAAGAUAAGGAUUAAAUAUAUUUAAUGUAACUAAAAAGUUUACUAUAAAAGGAUGCAAUGAUAUGGAAUGGUCUUUUAUAUUUAAUGUUAAAUGAAAAUAAAUUAAAAGAGUUUGACAUGAAUUUAUUAAAAAAAACCCCAUUAUUACAAAAUCUCUCAUUAGAAGAUAAUUAGUUACAUAAUUUUGGACCAAUUUAAUGUACUGAUGUUCCUAGAUUAUCAAUUCUUAAUAUAGCAAAGAAUUUGUUGAAAUAAAUAGAUCCUUCUAUAUGUAAAUUACAUCUAAAGAAACUUUAUAUAUAAUAAAAUUACUUUACUAAUAUAACUAAAUAAAUUUUAGAGUUAAAUAGUACUUUAGAGGUUUUAGGAUUAGGUUGGGGAAUAUUUUGUUAAUCUUAAUUAGAUUUUAUAUUAGAUGAUUAGAAAUUGAAAGUAUUUUUCACAUUGGUAGAAGCGAUAUCUGAUGAAUUAACUUUUGAAUCAUAUAUAAUGAAUUAUAAAUCAAUCAGUAAUGUAAUUAGUGUUACUUAAGGAGAUAUUCUAAAUGAUAGUAUAAGUACAAAAAACCUUACCUCUCAAUAGAUUCUCAAAAUGAACAACUCCUAACCCAAAUCAAGGAGUAGCUGAAUUACCAUUUACAUGAGACAUAAUUGAAUUACAUUAAUGAUUAUAAAUAAGUAUCUUUAUGGACAAUAAAUUUAGAAUCUUAUGCAUUUGGCUAUUGUAUAUGAUGAAAUUGGAAUUUUAGAAUAUUUAUUAAAUCAUCAUUUGGAAUUAGCAAAUCAAAUUGAUCUUAAAGGACAUACUCCAUUAAGUUUAGCUAUAGAAAAAAAGUAUUAUCGAUUAGUUAAAUUGAUACUUUAAUACAAAAUUAAUUUAAAUUUAGGAGGAGGAUUGUAAUCCUCUAAUUUACAUAUUGCAGCAUAACAUUGUUAAGUAGAAUUACUAUAAGAUUUGAUUAAUUCUGGUGCCAAUCCUGCACAGUAUGAUAUUUUUAAAGAAACACCAUUACAUAUUGCAAGUGCUUUUAGUGAUCACAAAAGAGUCAAAUAGUUUUAUUAAGUUUUAUUAUAAUAACCAUUUGAUGUAAAUCAUUAAAAUUUAAAAGGAUAAACUUGUUUAGAAAUUCUCGUUGAAAAAAAUAAUUUUGUUACUUUACAAUACUGUAGUGAAUGGAAUACUUCACAAAUAAGAUAACUUAACGAUUAAAAUCUUUUUAAUUUUUGUAGUAUCAACCCUUAUACUAAAUUAUCUUUAUUAGAUAAAUCAAUUUUAACCAAAAAUUUAAUGAUUUAAUAGUUUCUUAUUAAUUUUUAACUUGUUCCUAUUACUUAUUCAACUUUGAUGCUUUGUUUUUUACCUUAAAUUCGUAAUAUUUUCUUAUAUAAAUUAUUAAAGAAAUAGUAAUUGAUUUCAAUUAGAAAUUCGAUAAUAAAAUCUUAGCAAAUUUAUUUUGAUGAAGAUAUUAAUAGAAUUUCUAAUAUUUCUUAAUCAGAAGAAGAAGUUGAGAGAUUAAAUUUAAGUAAUUCAAAUAAUUCAUUUGAUAAUGAUUAGUUGAGUAAUAUUAGUGAUAAUGCACCUGGUUAAUUAUCAGAAAAUUUAAAGUAAUUAAAUAAUUGGACUCCAAAAUUUCAAAAUUUAAGAAAUGGUAAUUCUAAUUUAAAAAAAUCAUUUUAUGAAAUUAUUUCAAAUUUAUCAGAAUGUAAACCAGAUGAUGAAAUAUCUUAAGUUCAUUUGAAUAAGGAUAUUAUCAAUAAUGAUACUAAAAUAGUUACCAAAAAGAAUAUGGAUGAAAUUUAUACUUCAAGAUUAGAACAUAAAUUAUCCAAAAGGAAUAAAUAAAAUUUGAAAUAACAUAAUUAUUCUCCAAACAAUAUUCGAAUGAUAGAAAAUAAAAAUUCAAUAUUUAAGUAUGAUAAUAACUAUCACUAAAAAAGAUAAUUAACAAUAUAAUAAAAAUAGAUGCAACAAAUUAUUAUUAGUCUCUCAAAUCAUUUGAGAGAAUCUAAUUAAUAAAAUUAAAAAGUUAUAGGUUAAUAUUGUAGAACUUAAUUUUUAAUAUUAGACUAGUUUUUGAGUUCUAAAAUUGGAAAAUAAUUAAUAACAAUUGAUAUAACUCUCUAAAAGGAAAUAAGAACAUUAAGAACUUUAAUAGAAUAGAAUAUAUUUCAACAAAAAACUUCCUUACAAGUACUUGAUAUGUUUGAUUUAUUAAAAUGA